Molecule: messenger RNA, 8084 nt
Organism: Prionailurus viverrinus (fishing cat)
Lineage: Eukaryota; Metazoa; Chordata; Mammalia; Carnivora; Felidae
Gene: SYTL5
Product: synaptotagmin like 5
Exons: 20
Coding region: 341-2608 (755 amino acids)
Biological process (GO): intracellular protein transport; exocytosis
Cellular component (GO): plasma membrane; exocytic vesicle
Molecular function (GO): neurexin family protein binding; small GTPase binding; phospholipid binding
Source: RefSeq, a predicted model, not a curated record
CAUGAGGGUCAAGUAGACCAGCAUUGUAUACCUUGUAUGUCCGAAAGAAAAGUGCAUCUACAAAAUACUCUAACCAUCAUAUUGAGCUCUUUGCUGCAUUUGGCAGACAUGGCGUUACCAAUCAGAUGGCUAAGAAUAGUCAUCUGAUUCCUGCUUUGUAGCAUUCUGAAGGAUUGACCUUCUUGGAAUGUAAUCCCAGUGGCGUCUCUUUUCUGUGUAGCCCACUCUGCCAUCAAACAGCCGAGUGACUCCGGGUUGAUCAGGGGCGCCUCAAGAAUUGCAGAUAUCACUUCACCUGGAAGAUUCACCCACUGCUACUCAGAGCAGUUUCUGAAAUACCAUGUCUAAGAACUCGGAGUUUAUCAAUCUGUCAUUUUUGUUAGAUCAUGAGAAGGAAAUGAUCCUGGGAGUCCUAAAGAGAGAUGAAUAUUUGAAAAAAGUCGAGGACAAGAGAAUAAGGAAGCUGAAAAAUGAACUCUUAGAAGCAAAACGUAGAAGUGGGAAGACUCAACAAGAAACCAGCAGAGUCUGUGUCUACUGUCAGAGAAACCUGGGCUUAAUAUUCGACCGAGGAGACCCGUGCCGGGCCUGCUCACUGAGAGUGUGCAGCGAAUGUCGGGUCUCGGGCCUUGACGGCAGCUGGCAAUGCACCAUCUGUGCCAAAGUCGCGCAGCUAAGGAUUGUAACCGGUGAAUGGUUUUUUGAAGAAAAGGCAAAGCGUUUCAAGCAAGUCAAUCUUCUGGGCACUGAUAUAGUCCGACAGUCCAUCUUAAGAAGAAGCCCAGGAACUGAAGAAAUACAAAGUCAAGAGCAACCCCACCAGGAUGCAGAAAAGGCAGACACUUCACCUUCUGCCAGGCAAAAGGCCAGUCAUGAUGGACCCAGGAAAAAGGGAUUUCUUCUUAGCAAGUUCAGAUCAGCAACCAGGGGAGAAAUCAUAACUCCAAAAACUGAAAGUGGGCGGAGCUACAGCUUGGACUUAGAUGGCCAAAACUUUCGGAGUUUAAAGUCCAUCCCUGGUUCAGACAGGGGAAGCACUGGUUCAUCAGACCUUUAUGACCAGGAAGCUGGCCCGGCAACUCGGAAGAGCAGCCGGAGCAGUGGAGUGACCCCCGUCACGCAGAGGUCACCGGCUCCAAGCACACGCAGCGUGAUCUCAGCCAGCAGUAGAAAGGAACAUGGUUUUGAAAAUUCCAUGGAUUUGGCUGCCCUUGAAAGCACAUCUGACGACCUCACAAAGAGUCGUCGCAGAAACACUUCUGGCACACCGUCCAUAGCAGUGUCUGAGGUCUCCCUCUCCUCAGACCGGAGUCGAUCUGAAUUAGAUUUGAGUGGGUCAUUUCCAGAAGAUUUAGAGAAUACUGUAAACAUAAGAAGCAAGUCUGUCCCUGGGGCUUUAGACAAAGACUUGGACUCCUUGGAAGACACUGGGGAAGGCAUUAAUGACUUAGUGUCCUCACGGUUUUCGGCAAACACCCACAGUCUAGCAAGUGGCUUGUCAACCAGUUCUCCGGCAGGCUCUGACAGGAAGUGGACCUACCUGAAUGUCCCUGAUGCUGACUCAGACACUACCAGCCUUAACAGCAUGAUGAGUGUUUACAGUGAAACAGGAGACUAUGGCAACGUGAAGGUCAGUGGUGAAAUCCUUCUUCACAUCAGCUACUGCUACAAAACUGGCGGGCUCUACAUUUUUGUCAAGAAUUGCAGAAAUCUGGCCAUAGGAGAUGAAAAGAAACAGAGGACGGAUGCUUAUGUCAAGUCGUACCUUCUUCCUGACAAGUCCAGAAACAAUAAACGCAAGACCAAGAUCAGAACAGGCACCAAUCCAGAAUUCAACGAGACAUUAAAGUACACCAUCAGCCAUACCCAGCUGGAAACAAGAACUCUGCAGCUCUCAGUCUGGCAUUAUGAUCGAUUUGGACGUAACAGCUUCCUUGGGGAGGUGGAGAUUCCUUUUGACUCAUGGAAUUUUGAAAAUCCAAGUGAUGAGUGGUUUGUGCUUCAGCCCAAGGUGGAAUUUGCUGCUGACAUAGGCCUUCACUAUAAAGGAGAGCUGACAGUUGUCUUACGUUACAUUCCCCCAGAGGAGAACCUGGUGCUUCCUCUAGAACAAGUUCAAGGAAAGAAGAGCUUCAAAAGGGGAAAGAAGAAGGAGUCACCUGUAAUAUUUGGAGGAAUACUGGAAGUGUUCAUCAAAGAGGCAAAGAAUUUGACCGCAGUGAAGUCGGGAGGCACUUGCGAUAGCUUUGUGAAGGGCUACCUGCUCCCUGAUGAUAGCAAAGCCACCAAGCACAAAACUCUGGUAAUAAAAAAGAGUGUUAACCCUCAGUGGAACCAUACUUUCAUGUUCAGUGGCCUGCAUCCCCAGGACAUAAGGAAUGUUUGCCUCGAACUUACUGUCUGGGACAAGGAGGCCUUUUCCAGCAACAUCUUUCUGGGAGGAGUUCGUUUGAAUUCUGGAACUGGUAUGAGCCACGGGAAGAACGUGGAUUGGAUGGACUCUCAGGGGGAAGAGCAACGCCUUUGGCAGAAGAUGGCCGACAAUCCCGGGACUCCCGUAGAGGGUGUACUCAUGCUCCGUUCCAGCAUGGGGAAGUGUAGACUGUGAAGGUAUGCAGAAGUCCAUCAGAAACCUGCGAUGUUGUUCUCAGAGAGAAAAGGUAAAUUGAUAUUCAUGUCAUUCUUUUUACUAAGUAUUGUGUAGAAGUACAAAUAUCUUUAAAUCUAGAUUACAUAUGUGAAUGGCACACAAUUCAAAUCGUUCAAAAUUGUGAAAAGUCCGUCUGCCUUCCUCCUCUUCCAUAGCAGAAAUGAUUGAUGGUCUCAUUCUUUCUUAUGCAUAUAGGGUAUUACAUUAUAGGGAUAUAGCAAAUUUAUUUAACCAUUCCUAUCAAAUGCCAUGUUAAAUAUGGUUAACUAAGCUAUCUAUGUUUGGUGGCUUUUCUGAACAACCUUUUCUUUCAAACAUCAACACUUCGAAAUUCAAAAUGAGAUUUUUGGGUAUUUCCAAUUUGGGGUAUUUGUCCUACAGAGAUAGAUACAGAUGUGAGAAAUGAGUACAUACAAAAGUAUUUAUUGCAAAAGAUAGAAAACAACCCAGUAGCCCCUAAGUACAGGCCUUCUGCAAUAUCAUAUAUGCCUAGUUUUUCUGUGUCGUUAGUUGCUCCCUCUCCUUCUCUGUUAAAGGUUGUUAAAUGAUAAGCAUCGGAUUCUUCAGUGCUUGUUGUUUCUUAUCACUUCAUACACCAUCUCUGGCAUUAUCAUGUAUGCUGCCCUCGUAGUUUUAUAUGCUUAUAACUUCAAACUCACAUCUCCAACCCAGACCCUUCCUCUCAGCCUUAGACUCAGACCCACCUACCUAUAUGACCUAUCCACCAGCAUAGCUCAUGUUUUCAACAUAGUCAAAAUGGAACCCUUUAUUCCACCUUCCCCUUGUACCCAAUUCUUCCUAUUCUAGUAUAUCCUGUCUCAGUGCCUUGUACUGUCAUCUACCCAGUUGAGCCAGUUCAGCUGGACAGUUCAGCCCAGUCUAUCUCAGCACAGAUAAAAGCACAGAGAGUGCUCUCCAGCCCAGCUCUCCAUAUCGCCUUCUCAGAAGAUACCAUGACCUUGCUGGAGUGUCCUUGUCAGGACAUCUCAGCCCUCAGCAUUCCCUCACUUGAAUCAUACAAGUUGUAAAGGGACAUGGGCAAGCUUUAAAGCCUGACUUUAUCCAUUCAGGUUGUCAACAGUACUUUCAGGACAUCUGGAAGAUAAUGUAUCAACUCUCAUUUCACUUACAUUGUCACUAUAACUGGAAUCAUCAUGUUGUAGAUCUUCCAGGACACAAAAAUGCCAAACACAAAGAUAUUUUGAUGGAACUUCAUAAUCCUAGUCUCCUUUUCCUUAAUAAACCCACACAAAUAUAUGACCAUUGAUCUUUAAGUGUUUAAGUAACUAAUGGAUGACCCGCCUGAUUCACAAUAAUAUCAGUCUCAUCAUCACCUGCUACCCUAAGGUUUAUAUUUGAUGGAGGAGGAGAAAGUCAUGGAAGAAACAAGGGCAAAUCCUACUUUUAGAAGCAAAGUAGAUCGAAAUAUUGAAUCAUCCCGGAAGUACCUCAGAGUAAAAGCCUAUGGCAUUUGGGACUGUGAUCAAUGUUUAUUUUUUUGUUCCAUAUAGAUAUUUCACAUUAAACAGAGCAUUGCCUUUAGAAGUUGGCAGAAGGGCUCUCCUCCUAUAAUGGUGUCAUUUAUGGCCUCUGAAAUUAAAACAAACAGGAGGAGGAAAUCUACACAGGUAACACUAUAACAAAAAUUGGAUCUAGCAAAGUUUGAACAAUAGCCAUGGAAAUUGAGCCACAUCGAGGAUUCCAAAGGAUUAUCUGAAUCAUCCGGAGUAUGAAUUUAAUACACUGAUUCCAGAGCAUUGCUCCAAACCUACUGAACAAAAUCCUCAGAAAUUCCCAUCAUUCUAAUCAAGAUUCUUGGGUGAUUCUGAUACAAAUGGAUCACAGUUUGAGAAACACUGCAUAAGAAGAUAAAAUAACUCAACUGUAAUAACUGGACUCACUCUAUGUCAUGAUGGCAGGUUAGAUUUGACUAACUUGGACACUGUUCAUUGCAAGGCAAUCAUGGUGAAAUGGAAGGAGCCUAACCUCAGACUCAGAUGAUAUUAGCUCAAGUCUUGACUGCUUACCAACUAUGUGACCUCGGUCAAGUUAAGUAUCCAAUCUAGGCCUUGAUCUUUUUGCCUGUAAAAUAGGAAUAAUCAGGAUAACUUGGAGUUACUGAAGAUAUGAAAGAAAGUAAUAUAUGUAAAUAUGCUUUGUAAAUUUUAACCACUGGGGUGGGGGAGGCCAUUGGUGAGCUAGAUACAGCACUCUUUUGUUCAUAAUCUCUUGGGCCCUUCUUUUCCUGAAUGCUUGGCUGGAACUUAAUCAUUCUAUGUACAAUUAAGUGGUCUCCAGUGUAUAGAAAUACAAAAAAAAGGGAGGAGGAGGAGGAGGAGGAGGAGAAGAAAAGAAAGAAAGAAAGAAAGAAAGAAAGAAAGAAAGAAAGAAAGAAAGAAAGAAAAAAUCAAUCUUAUUUGUGCUAUAUUACCCAUUGUGGGUAAUAGUAAUUUAUUUUUAGGCUGGAAUUUCCUACUUCAUCUGACUAGAUAAUAAAUAUUUCAAAAUGUGUUUUAUUUGAUGGGGAGAAAAACUGUGGUCAGUUUUUUUGUUAACAGGUUGUGGAAUCUACAAGCAAACCAUGUUGCCAUGCCUUUCCUUAACACCCUCUUUUGGUGUAAAGACCAUCUCUUUCUGUGGCCCAUUGCUUAUCCUUCAUGCUAGAGAGAUCAAACCUGCCUUCCUCACAGGGUUGUUCAGAAUUGUGCUUUUUAUUUACAGAAGGAAAUUUACCGUUCUGUUGAAACAAAUUCCAUAGAAAUACAAACUACUCUUGGCAUUAUGAGGAAUGCACAGUGUUUCAAAAAUCAGCAUUUGUACCUCAUUUGCCUCCCUAGAACUCAUCAAACUAUUCUGGCAGGGGGUUCCUUCCAUAUUUGGAAAAGGGAAGUGGAAUAUGUAGUUAGUAUUGCCUGUACAUGACAAAACACUCAUAUGGGGUAGUAGAUCAUAUUUUUAUCUUUAGUAUCUCAGCACAAAGGGAGACUUAACUCUGCUUUUCUUUUUCUUUGGUUGAGGCAGAGAUUAACACAGCAAGAAAGUAAAAUAUUUUAGUAUAAUUUAAAGCAAAAGUUUAAGUCAUUGGCAUUUGUGAGGGAAAAAAAAGGCUCCUUAGAGAAGAGCAGAGAACUAGAUACGUGUUUGACUCUAAAUAUUUUCGUUUCACCUCUUUAUUGUUAGAUCUGCUUACUUUGGGAAAGAGUCUGAUUGCUCCUUCCAUGCAUUUUUUUUCUGCUUCGCCCAAGGUUAAUUUUGUCUUCAGAAAGUUGACACUCGUUUGUGCAAAUCCAUGAGAAUUGAUGAGUCCAAACAAUAAAGCUUUUAAAAUCUUUCUCACUUGGAAACAAAGAAGGGAACCAUUCUGUUACAAGACAGUUUAUGUUCAUCAUUUAUGGUUAAACUAUAGUUAGAGCAAUUGCAGGUUGGGAAUAUAUUUUCUAUCCUUUCCUCAUAUUCAUUAUUCAUAAAUGGACAUUUUUGAAGAGAGAUCAUUGGCUUUCAGUUGAUAUGAAGAAAUAGAUGUCUAGAAUUUCCUGAAUCUUUUUGCUUUUGACCUUCAUCACCCUCACUUAAUUUGUCCUCCUUAAUUCCUAAAUAUCUUCCUACAUUGUCCCUCUGACUAAUGGGAUUUAUACAAGAACCUUGGGAACUCCUCAUGAUCCCACAUGGAUUAAUGGAAAUAUUAUUGUUAAUUUUCAGCUUUUUCCUUUUACCUCAAAACCCAGCCCUGUUAGAAUCAUAUGCUUGCAAAGCAUCUGAAUGCACAAAACCAGUUUACGGGGUUGGGUAGGGGCUGUCCUGGCUACUUCCCGGGGUGCCAAGUUAUAAGGGCCACUAAACAUCCCUGAAAAGGUAAUGAGGUAGAGAACUUCUCUAAGGAAGAGUAUGGUAUUAGGAGGAUGAAAUAAUGUCUAUUUCAAUAAAUAAGUGAAGAAGGGACCCCAUGCCUGAAGAGCGAUUCAUGGUUGAUAAAUUCUAAGAAAGACAGGUCUAUUUAGAGGCAAAGCGUUUGUUUUGUUGAAUAAGGUUUACAGUUUGGGCUAGACAUGAAUUGCCAAGGACAUAGGGAAAGGGGGGGUGCCUCCAUUGAGGGUUUCCUUUGUACCCCUUCCACCAGGCAGGUGUUCCUCAAAUGUUACACAAAUAUUUACAGAACCUCUGAGAGGCGCACCAUAUCAUCAGUGCAAGAAUUGGCCCGACUGAAUGUACUUGGUCUCCAUUCCUAGAUUGAGUGUGGUUGUCACAAGCAGUCCAUUUGUUUUUUGUUUUUUUUUUUUUUCUGGGCCUGAAGAUGAGUCUAAGAGUUUAGUGGGCUGGAGAAGGAAGACAAACUCUCAAUAUCCUAAGAACAGCUAAUGAUCAUUGGCUCACUGGGACAUUAGGAGAGGGGCUCUCCUUGGGAAGAAAUAAGAGGGGUAAUUUUCCAAACUGCCAAAGGCUGGGUAGCCUACCUGUGGGUGUGUUCAUUUCUGCUUUGUCUCUGCCACCCACCUGCUUUGGCUGCCAAUUUAUUCUCCUAAACUCCUGCUCAGAUAGGAAUCUGACUUCUUUGUUUGCUUUUAAAUCCAUAGAUUUUAUUUCUCAUAGCAGUAUUAGGUUUACAGAAAAAUUGAGCAGAAAGUACAGAGAGUUCCCAUAUACAACUACACCGUCCCCAACAAGUUUUUCCUAUAAUGAACAUCUUGGUGUAGUACAUUUAUUGCAGUUGAUGAAUCAAUACUGGUACAUCAUUAUUAACUCAAGUCCGUAGUUUAUAUUAGGGUUCAUUCUUGGUGUUUUACAGUUUUGUGGGUUUUGACAAAUGCAUAAUAUCCUGCAUCCACGAUUACAUCAUCAUGCAGAAUAAUUUCAGUGCCAUAAAAAUCUCCUGUGCUCUAACCUGUGGCAACCACUGAUCUUUUUACUGUCUACUUUACUGUAGUGUCUUUCCUUUGCCUUCUCUUAGAAUGUCAUUAGUUGAAAUCAUAUGGUAUGGACUUUCUGACUUGCUUGUUUCACUUAUCGAUGCACAUUUUAGGUUUCUCCAUGUCUUUUUGUGGUUUGAUAGUUCAUUUGUUUGUAUUUUUUUUAAUUUCAUUAAGAACACUUAACAUGAGAUUUUACUGUCUUAACACAUUUUUAAGUAUAUGAUACAGUAUCUUUGUUUUUAAAUAAAGAGAAAAGGAUGGAAAACUCUAGGAAACAGUAACAUUUUUAAAUCCCCUGGAGAUGAUGGGAAGUCUGCAUUUAUUUUGCUAGUUUUCUUGGUUUUCUUCAACUGUUCCUAUUUACUUGUCUUGCCAUGUUUAGUGCAAAAUUAGCAGCAAUACUUAAAUGUUUAACAUGCCUACUUCUAAGCUUCUGUAUGGAAUAUGUACCCCAAACCAAAGCUUUGUGCCACCCUGUACUUGCUGCAAACUUUAAUGUCUUUUUCAUUAAAUUCACUUUCCUAAUA